AUCCGCGGUCACACUGAUCAGCUGUUUUCGCGGAUAAGAAAUAGGGAAAUUCGCAUUUUUCCAGAAAUUUUCCCAAAAUGGGCGACUCAAACAAAGGAGACAAUCUGCGCCUGCCGAACGGCGAUGCCCUGACCGGCGACGAAGUCAAGUCACCGUUUCUGAUUGGCGUGGCUGGCGGCACCGCCAGUGGCAAGAGUACAGUAUGCAAGAAGAUCAUGGAGCAGCUUGGCCAGGCUGAAAUGGAUCACACACAGCGCCAGGUGGUGUCCAUCAGCCAGGACAGCUUCUACCGUGAGCUGACUGCCGCUGAGAAGGUCAAGGCGCAGAAGGGUCUCUUCAACUUUGACCAUCCGGACGCGUUCAACGAGGAGCUGAUCUACGAUACGCUGCAGGGCAUCCUCAAGGGUCACAAGGUGAAGAUUCCCGGCUAUGACUACCGCACCAAUUCGCUGGACUUUGAGCACAUGCUGGUUAUCUAUCCGGCUGAUGUGGUGCUGUUUGAGGGCAUAUUGGUGUUUUACUUUCCCAAGAUACGCGACCUCUUCCACAUGAAACUGUUUGUGGACACCGACUCGGACACCAGACUGGCGCGACGCGUGCCACGUGACAUCAAUGAGCGUGGCAGGGACCUGGACGCUGUGCUUACCCAGUACAUGACCUUUGUGAAGCCCGCCUUCGAGGAGUUCUGCUCGCCCACGAAAAAGUUUGCUGACGUUAUCAUACCGCGCGGUGCCGACAACACAGUGGCCAUCGAUCUGAUUGUGCAGCACAUACGGGAUUUUCUCAAUAAUCGCUCCCAUCCUGGCUCCACCGGCAACAUGGCGCUCUACAUGAAUCUGGACUUGAAUGCCAGCGGCAUUAUGGGCCCAGCAACCAACCGGUCUGGACCUAACACUUUAUGUUUCUCUGUAAAAGAUACGAACGGCAGCAGCAGCAGCAGCAGCGGCAACGGCACCUACAAUGCCAUCAGGCGAUUCUCCACGCUUUGCAAGGAGCUCAACAUGCAGGGAAAUUUCUUCUUCGACACGAACAAGAACCUGCCGCACCACUGAGAAGAGGCGGGGCAGCAGCAGGACAGCAAAACGGAGCGCAGUACAACACACAGCACAUCUACAUAGGCGAAUGUUAAUGAUCUAAUCAAUGAUAUACAUGUAUAUACAUAUAUAGAAUAUAUUGUAUUUUUCCAAUAAAGCAAAUCCGAUCAGCGUUACAUCGUGCA
Drosophila obscura is the source of this 1219-nucleotide messenger RNA. RefSeq names its product uridine-cytidine kinase (gene Uck). The transcript is spliced from 6 exons. Lineage: Eukaryota; Metazoa; Arthropoda; Insecta; Diptera; Drosophilidae. Gene Ontology annotation, cellular component: cytosol; cytoplasm. Gene Ontology annotation, molecular function: kinase activity; ATP binding. Bases 78 to 1052 code for a protein of 324 amino acids. The record is from RefSeq and is a predicted model, not a curated record.